Rhizoctonia solani is the source of this 549-nucleotide messenger RNA. RefSeq names its product Retrotransposable element Tf2 protein. Lineage: Eukaryota; Fungi; Basidiomycota; Agaricomycetes; Cantharellales; Ceratobasidiaceae. The transcript is spliced from 2 exons. The record is from RefSeq and is a predicted model, not a curated record. The coding region runs from base 1 to 549 and encodes 182 amino acids.
AUGGCUGUGGAAUACUUGGGGAUCAUUGUAUUGGAUAAGGGCUUUAGUUUAGAUAAGCUCAAGAUCCAGGCCGUACAAAAAUGGCCAACUCCCACUAAAGUCAAGGAGGUCCAAUUGUUCCUAGGCCACAUGGCCAGGCCGUUACAUAACCUGGUCAAGAAAGAUACGCCCUGGCAAUGGAGCACUAAGGAACAAGAGGCCUUCCAAGGACUGAAGGACACCAUCACCAAUGCCCUGGUAUUAUGUCACGCAGACCCAUCCAAACCCUACUUUUUAGAAACAGACGCCUCAGGAGCAGCACUAGGUUCCAUACUCAGCCAACGUCAGGAAGACGGCUGGCUCCACCCACUAGGCUUUCUGUCAGAAUCAUUCAAGGGUGCCAAGCAGAACUAUGACAUGCACAACAAGGAACUACUUGCAAUCAUCCGCUCCUUUGAGUACUGGCGCAUCUUCUUGGAAGGAAUGGCUCACCCAAUCAUGGUCUUCACGGAUCAUCAAAACCUGGAAUAUUGGAAGGAGUCCAGAACCUUUAACCGCCGCCAUGCAUGA